UAAAAAAAAUACUAAAGCAAACCAUCACAUAAUUCCAAUGGAGUCCAAACCUGCAGCUGCAGCCUCAUCUCCAUCGGCCAUCGCCGACGUCCGCCGCCUCUACAAGGCCGUGUCCAGCGGCGGGGCGGGGGAAAUCCCGGGCCUGAAGAUCGCGGGGGACCUGGAAUGGUGGUUCCACGGGCCGCAGAAGUGCCAUUACAUGAUGAAAAAGCUGACCGGAGAGUCCUCGGCGGGGGACUUCGAGUUCGAGCCUCGGAACAUCGACAUCGUGGACGAUCUCGUGAUUGUGGAGGGGUGGGAGGGGGCGGAGGUGUAUUGGGUGCACGUGUGGACGCUGAGAGAUGGGGUGAUCACUCAGUUUAGAGAAUACUUCAAUACUUGGCUCACGGUUAGGGAUGUGCGCCCGCUCGGUUGCUCCGCCGCCCCUCUUUGGCAGAGCCACCCUCAGGAACUGCCGGAGCGCUCGCUGCCCGGCCUCUUGCUUGCCAUUUGAUUAUAUACUAUGAAUAUGUCUAAUUCAAUAAUGUUUAACUUUUUUUUAUAAAAAUAAGUGUAAAUUAAGUGUGAGAGUUGAAUCCUAGAUUUCGCCGUUUGCGGACUAAAAUGUUGCAUCUUUUAUUUCA
This is a messenger RNA of Salvia splendens (bonfire salvia), 623 nucleotides long. Its product is annotated as wound-induced protein 1. NCBI's taxonomy places the organism in Eukaryota, Viridiplantae, Streptophyta, Magnoliopsida, Lamiales, Lamiaceae. The transcript has a single exon. The coding region runs from base 38 to 493 and encodes 151 amino acids. The record is from RefSeq and is a predicted model, not a curated record.